AUGUCAUUUGCUCAGCCCGCUACACACACUAUCCAUGAAUUCGAUUCGCGAAAUGCUGCCAUAUCCAGGUCUAAAAAGAAAAGCCAGACGACGCCCUUGGUGUCGCUCAUCUCAGGAGGGAUUGCGGGUGGCAUGGAGGCUACAAUUACGUAUCCCUUUGAGUAUGCCAAGACGAGAGCGCAGCUACAGACAGUAAAGUCAGGCCGCGGUAACCCCAUCUCUAUCAUUGCUCAAGCGGCUCGGGAGAACGGCGUCCGCUCCAUUUACACCGGCUGCUCAACUCUUGUGCUGGGUACUACGUUCAAAGCUGGCGUUCGUUUUCUGUCUUUUGACUACAUCAAGAAUAUGCUGGUGGAUGACAAAGGCUCAUUAUCUGCCACGCGCGGCAUCUUGGCCGGCAUGAUCGCAGGAGCUGUGGAGAGCUUCCUCGCGGUCACGCCUACGGAGCGCAUCAAGACCGCACUCAUUGAUGAUGCCAAGAGCGGCCGUCGACGAUUUCGGGGCGGCAUGCAUGCCCUUUCACUCAUGGUUCGGGAGAAGGGUCUCGGCGAGGUCUACCGCGGCCUCGCCUCGACAACAGUGAAGCAGUCUGCCACCUCUGCCGUCCGCAUGGGCACCUAUAAUAUUCUCAAGGAGCUUUCUAAAAAUCACAACGUCUCCCAGAACACGGCCACCACCUUUGCCUCCGGUGCCGUCGCCGGAGUAGUCACCGUAUACGCCACGCAGCCGUUUGAUUCCGUGAAAACCGUCGCGCAGAGCGCCAAUGGAGCGUCGACUGGGGAUGCAUUCCGUCAGAUCCUCAGGGAUCGAGGACUUCAGGGUUUUUGGAGCGGCAGCACCAUGCGGCUGGGUCGCUUGAUAUUAAGCGGCGGUAUUGUUUUCUCGGUUUAUGAGCAGGUUGUCGGGGCUCUUACCGCCAUUCGAAAUGUGUAG
Messenger RNA from Cordyceps fumosorosea ARSEF 2679, 933 nucleotides. Its product is annotated as Mitochondrial carrier domain protein. The transcript has 3 exons. The record is from RefSeq and is a predicted model, not a curated record. Bases 1 to 933 code for a protein of 310 amino acids. NCBI's taxonomy places the organism in Eukaryota, Fungi, Ascomycota, Sordariomycetes, Hypocreales, Cordycipitaceae. Gene Ontology annotation, biological process: mitochondrial citrate transmembrane transport.